Molecule: messenger RNA, 1189 nt
Organism: Olea europaea var. sylvestris
Lineage: Eukaryota; Viridiplantae; Streptophyta; Magnoliopsida; Lamiales; Oleaceae
Product: pectin acetylesterase 8-like
Exons: 11
Coding region: 1-1068 (355 amino acids)
Biological process (GO): cell wall organization
Cellular component (GO): plant-type cell wall
Molecular function (GO): pectin acetylesterase activity
Source: RefSeq, a predicted model, not a curated record
AUGUAUACGAUCUCAUGUGGUACAGUUUGCUUGGAUGGAAGCCCUCCGGCUUACCAUUUUGAUAAGGGAUUCGGAGAUGGAAUUGACAACUGGUUGGUUUAUCUUGAGGGCGGUGGAUGGUGUGAAACAGAAAGUGAGUGCAAAGAUAGGGCGCUUUCUAUCUAUGGCAGUUCCUUUAGAAAGCCAAAAGUUUACUAUUUCAAUGGGGUGCUAAGCAAUAACCAAAUGAUCAAUCCUGAAUUCUACAACUGGAAUAGAGUAUUUGUUAGAUACUGCGAUGGUUCAUCAUUCGCAGGAAAUGUCGAAGCAGUUAAUCCGGCUACCAACCUUUACUAUAGAGGUGCAAGGAUUUUUAAGGUUGUGAUGGAGGAUUUGUUGGAAAAAGGAAUGAAGUAUGCUUCGAAUGCUAUACUCACUGGUUGUUCGGCCGGUGGAUUGGCUACAAUUCUGAAUUGUGAUCGCUUCCGAGCUCUAGUGCCUAGUGCUAAUAGAGUGAAGUGCAUUUCUGAUUCUGGUUACUUUAUCCAUGCAAAAGAUGUUCCUGGAGUGAAAAGAAGAGAAAAACGCUUUGCUGGAGUCGUUAGACUACAUGAAUUAUCCAAUUUUUUGCCUUCAUCUUGUACAUCGAAAAGGAAUCCGAGUUUGUGUUUAUUUCCAGAAUAUUUAGUAAAAGAUAUGGAGACGCCACUUUUUCUACUCAAUUCGCUUUAUGAUUCAUGGCAGAUAACGUAUAAUUUGAAACCACAUCAUGGAGAUGAGCAUGGCUGGAAAAAAUGCACUAAAGAUACAAAACUCUGCAGCCCUGGCCAACUAAAAACCAUAAGAGAUUUUCGAAUGGACUUCUUAAAGUCAUUGCAAGAAAUAGGCAAUUCUUCAUGUACAGGAAUGUUUAUCAACUCUUGCUACCUCCAUUGUUACACUUACUCAACUGAAAGAUGGAAUUGUGCUGCCGGCUUGGGAAAUACGACCAUUGCACAGGCCAUUGGCGACUGGUACUUUGAUCGCGAUUCUUUUAAAGGGAUAGACACUAUGCAUGAUGUGCCACAGGAGUGUACUCAGUGCUUAUAAUUCUUUUGUCUUGAUAACACUCGUGUAUUCGACAGUCGUAAUUCUCUAUCUUAGUAAGAAACAUUAUUUCAAAAUGAAUGCGAUCAUGCUAUGAACAGUUGUAUGUUUCAAAAUUAAUUAA